AUGGUCUCCUACAAUGACUUCCUUACUACUGACGCGCUCGACACCUACGAAGACAAUGAGUUGUACACCAGGGAGUUCUUGCCAAGGCUCGAGAAGUACCGUUCUGAUCUUGAGAACGCCAUUAAAAAAGAGUACCUGAUCCAGGUCCCCAAGCCUGCUGAGGCCUUGGCUGAGGAGCAGUUCAAUGCUCUCCAGUAUCUUUACGACGAGAAGCUCUUGACCGAGAAGGAGUUCGAAAUCACCGACUCGUCUUCCUCGAGAAUCGUCAACCAGAUCGCCAAAGGCGCUUGGUCUGCAGUGGAGGUUUUCAAGGCUUUCGCCAAAAGAGCCACCAUCGCCCAUCAAUUGACCAAUUGUGCUUUAGAGCUUUUCACUGACGAGGGAUUGGAGCGUGCCCAGUACUUGGACGACUACUACGCCAAAAACGGUAAAACUGUGGGUCCCUUGCACGGUUUGCCUAUCUCCUUGAAAGAGCAGAUGAACUACAAGGGCAAGAUCACGCACGGUGGUUACGUGUCUCACAUUGUCAAUAUACCCGAGAAGCACGCUCCAUCGGCCGAAAUCUUGGAGAAGUUGGGCGCUGUGUUUUAUGUCAGAACAAACCAGCCGCAGACAUUGAUGCAUUUGUGCGGCAACAACAACUUCAUCGGCUGGUCAAAGUGCCCUUACAACGUCUCUUUGACUGCAGGUGGAUCCUCUUCCGGUGAAGGUGCCAUCACUGCUUUUGGUGGCUCCUCAAUUGGUAUUGGUUCCGAUAUUGGUGGCAGUAUCAGAGGCCCUGCAGCCUUCUCUGGAUCCGUGGGCUUGCGUCCAACGACAAGCAGAUUUUCCAAGGCUGGAGGUGUCUCGUCCGCUGGCGGUCAAGAGUCAGUCCCUGCUGUGCAAGGCCCUAUGGCUAGAUCCAUUGAUGACAUCGACAUGUUGAUGGAUGUCUACGUUAACCAGGGCCAGCCUUGGACCAUUGACUGCACCACGAUCCCUAUUCCAUGGAGAAAGGUUGAGAAGCCUAAGCCCGAGAACUUGACUGUGGCCAUUGCCUACGACGAUGGUAUUGUCAGCCCCACACCACCAAUUUUGAGAGGCUUGAAGCAUGUCGCUGACAAGCUCAAGGCUGCUGGUGUUAAGGUCAUCGAGCACAAGCCGCUCAGAACCGAAUUUGCAUACGAACUUGUCAACAAGAUGUACUCUGCUGAUGGUAACUACAAGCAAAGGAAGCUUUUGGCUGGUUCCGGUGAGCCAUUGUGCAAGAUGACCAAAUGGAGUUUGAACUACGGUGAGGGCUCUAGAGAGUUUGGUGUUGCCGAGAACCGUCAAAUGAGCAUCGAUAGAGAUUUGUUGAAGCAGCAAUACACCGACUACUUGAACGAGAACAACAUUGACAUGCUUAUCUCGCCUGCGUUCGUCAAUGUCGCACCAAAGCCAGAGACCGCCUACGUUUGGUCCUACACCACUCUUUUCAACCUUAUCGACUUCCCCACAUUGGCAUUUCAAACCGGCCUUCACCAAGACCCCAAGCUCGAUAAGUGGGACCCCAAGCCAGCUGCCAGAAGCAAGUUGGAGGAGCUUGAACACGAUCAGUAUGACCCUGAGCAAUUCAAGAACGCCCCAAUUGCAUUGCAGAUCACUGGUAGAAGAUACUUUGACGAAGAGGUUGUUGCUGCCGGAAAGACGAUCGUUGACAUCUUGAAGGUGGAUUUGCUUAAGCAUCACUAG
This is a messenger RNA of Candidozyma duobushaemuli, 1713 nucleotides long. RefSeq lists its product as uncharacterized. Bases 1 to 1713 code for a protein of 570 amino acids. The transcript has a single exon. NCBI's taxonomy places the organism in Eukaryota, Fungi, Ascomycota, Pichiomycetes, Serinales, Metschnikowiaceae. The record is from RefSeq and is a predicted model, not a curated record.